AUGGCAUCUAGCAGUGCAACUAAAUCAGUUGACAAAGUUACAUUGAGGGUUAUGGUGGACAAAGAAAGGAACAAAGUUUUGUAUGCUGAGGCAGGGAAGGAUUUUAUUGAAGUUCUAUUCAGCUUCUUAACAUUGCCUUUAGGUACUGCUGUCAAAUUUGGCAGCAUUAGCUCACUAUAUCAAAGUGUGGCAAAUCUUGAUGAACAAUAUCUAUGGACUCGUACUUGCAAGGAAAUGCUACUUAGGCCAAGAAAUUCCAUGGAAAGUUAUUGUCAGAAGAUGAAACUGAAUAUCGACGACACAGAACCCAUGAAACACUUCAUCUGUGGGAACUGGGAUUGUGUUAGAAAGGAGAGAGGGAACCUUUUGAGCAUAUUUAGGAAUCAAAUGUGCAGUUGUGGUCGAGUAAUGGACAAAGUAUUUUCUCCACCGCCUCAACUGGAAAGUCUGAGAUUAGGAAGCGGGCUUGUUAAGGAAACUGCUGCAUUUAUUAUUUCCGACGAUCUUUGUGUGAUGCCUAAUGAUUUUGGAACAGUUAUACAACUACUUCAAAAGCUAGAAAUAUCUGAUAUUGACGCUAUUACAGAACAAACUGUUGAUAUCAGCAAGAAAGAGGUCAUAGAUAUUCUUAAGUUGUCCUUGGUCUCAAAGACCUCUUUGACAGACCUCAUCUUUAAAAAGAAAUAUUCUGAAGUUGUCAAUGGUCUCAAAGAUCCAAUAUGUAAGAUUGGAAAAGCGACAUCCGAAGGAGGUAGGCAGAUAUCUGUGAAAGUAGUGAGAAGAAAAUCAACUGGAGAUAUUUUGUUUGCUGAAGCAGGCGAUGAUUUUAUUAACUUUAUUUUCAGUUUUCUAACUCUCCCCUUAGGAGGAGUGUUGCAUAUGCUUGAAGGUUUCUCUUCUCUAAACAGCAUCGAUAAUUUAUACAAAAGCUUGACUGAGUUGAGUUCCGAAUGUUAUUUAAUCUUGAAACAUCUUAAAGAGAAGCUAAUUAGCCCUCCCAUUGCUGCACAAUUUGGGUUUGACAACCAAAUAAUUCCAAUUGGAGUAGCUUCCUCACCUGUCUAUUAUUGUCAUUCGUACAUUCAUAUUGGUCAGUAUACUCGCGCACUAACUGCUUCAAACACGCAUAUUGUCCGUUAUCCUGCUGAAAAGUUUGUACUUUUAAAUUUGGUUGAUCCUAAGCUAUCUGCUUCAAACGCAUCAAGUCGUGGAGAAUUUGCAAAAGGGCCAUCAGUAUACAUGGUGACAGUUGACUUGGCUAUUACUCCAAUGUCAUCCUUCACUGCUAUAUCACAUUUAAAUAGUUCAAAUGUUUCUCUAAAUGAUGUGGAAGAAAGGGUUGUUAGAAUUGGUCAGAAGGAGGGUCUCUGCAUUCUAAAAGCUUGGAUGAAUUCAACGUCUGGAAUGACAAAUGGGCUAAACCAAUUCAUAACAAACAUUAAGGAGGAGAAAUGA
Molecule: messenger RNA, 1455 nt
Organism: Medicago truncatula (barrel medic)
Lineage: Eukaryota; Viridiplantae; Streptophyta; Magnoliopsida; Fabales; Fabaceae
Exons: 3
Coding region: 1-1455 (484 amino acids)
Source: RefSeq, a predicted model, not a curated record